Choloepus didactylus (southern two-toed sloth) is the source of this 2637-nucleotide messenger RNA. Its product is annotated as ubiquitin domain-containing protein 2. The record is from RefSeq and is a predicted model, not a curated record. Bases 138 to 458 code for a protein of 106 amino acids. Gene Ontology annotation, molecular function: protein binding. The transcript has a single exon. NCBI's taxonomy places the organism in Eukaryota, Metazoa, Chordata, Mammalia, Pilosa, Megalonychidae.
AGGGUAUCAACAAUGUCUUCGUUUAGAUUUAACUGUUACUCAUAUCUUUUCUUUCUGAAGGUGCACUUACAGAGUGCUAUGAUGAACUGGGAAACAGAUAUCAGCUUCCAGUCUAUUGCUUGGCACCACCAAUCAACAUGAUAGAAGAAAAAAGUGACAUAGAGACUCUGGAUAUUCCUGAGCCACCACCCAAUUCUGGAUAUGAAUGUCAGCUCCGUUUGCGCCUUUCCACAGGGAAAGACCUCAAACUUGUGGUCCGCAGUACAGACACAGUAUACCACAUGAAGAGGCGCUUACACGCAGCAGAAGGAGUGGAACCGAGUAGUCAGCGUUGGUUCUUUUCCGGCAGGCCUCUCACCGACAAAAUGAAAUUGGAAGAACUGAAGAUCCCAAAGGACUAUGUUGUACAGGUUAUAGUGAGCCAACCUUUGCAAAACCCAACACCAGUUGAGAACUGAACUGAUCCUAUUGGCUGGUCCCAGACCCCUCCUGCUCCUUUUUAUUAUUGUUGUUUCCUACUCUAUGGUGUGAAAUUUAUUUUCACUGCUCUGAAUUCCCUAUGAAUGAAUUUAGUUCUGAGGAAUGACCAGUGGAAAAUUCCAUCUGUGAUGGAGACCAACAAAAAUAAUUAAUAAAACACAAAGAGCCAGCCUUUGAGACUCAUGUAAUUACAAUUUCUAAUCUGAGAGGCAGUUAAGAAAUAGAUAAUCGUUUAUUUUAAAACACCCAACAAUUAUAUGAUAGCUGUAAUUAAAUGAUUUGGACCUGUAAAUGGAACAUUGUGUCCAUGGAGAACAGCACCUAGCACCUUUUGAAUAUAGAAUUUUUUUUAACAAGUCAAAUUACUCAAUUUCCAGAAAUCAUCGAUGAAAGUUAAAAAACUUAAGCUUUUUUUUUUUUUUACGAAAACUGAAAGAGCAGUAUUUAAAGUUUGCUUCUGUUCUGAUUUUUAUUAUUUGCCCAAUUAAUAUUUAGCCAUAAAGGAGUAGAGACUGGCAAAUUAUUUUUCACUAUUGCUUUCCCCACCCCUAUAGGUUGAGCUCCUUAUUCACACUAAAUGUUGGUGCCUUCCAUCACGUUGGUGGCAGGCACCCUUCUGGAGCACUAGGCAAUAAUUUAGUCAGUGCAGUCAGAUCUUUGACUGUCAGCUGAUACUCAGUUGAAGCAUCUCUUUUCCUCUUGCUGCAUAGGUAUUCUGAAAUGUCUAUAUAAAGAAGCUGUUUUCAUAUCCAGGGUUAGAAGGUCACUACUAUAUAAUAUCUUCAUUGAUCUUCCUACUGUGCUUGGAAGUUUUCAUAACUAACUCCGCCCCCAAAUGCUUAGGUCCUGGGCCAGGGAAUACAGUGAAUCUAGUAUAGCUAUUCCCACUGCAGAAAUAAUAUACUAUUUAUCUCUUCUUUCCCAAUUUGCAGAAAGGGUAUAAGGAAAACCCAUUCUAUGUGUGCCUGGGAGAAUCGUGCCUGAUUUUGGUCUCUUAGAGAACAUUUCAACUCAUAAUUUACAAGUGUGAAAGGUUUACUAAUGUCACUUAAACAUCAGCAGUGAGACCAAAUGAUGAAACAUUGCUUUAUGCCUUAGUGCUUUCCAGUUCACUGUUACCUCCACUUGUGGUAGAUGACAGUCCUCCUCCCUCAUUUUUCCUAACAGAGGUAAAUUAAGAACUAUCUGCAAAUUAGUUAGGGGACUGAAAAGCCCUAGGAAAUAACGUAAUUCUUCUGUACUAUGACUGUAGUAAAGCUGCCAAGGAUUGUAUUUAAUUUGGAGAUUAUAGAAGUUGGUUCCUUAAGUGAGCAGGGGGCUAGCACAUGAUCUUUGCACCCCUGACAGUGCAUGAGAUGGAAGAGUAGAGGCAAGAAAGCACUUAUGUUCCCAGUUGGGAAAUAGCAAACUACCACACGUAUUUGGAUGCAAAACAUCAUUAAUUUUGAUGGCAAAUGAAACUGCUAAUUAGUUUAAAUGUCGUGUUUAAAAUGGUAUUAAAUUUCCUAUAGUCUGAUUGGAUAUCGUAUCUAUAACUGUAACAUAUCUUGUUUCUAAGAGCUUUAACUACCUUUUUUUAUGCAAUCGUUUUUAAGAUUGUGGCGGUAUCUGACUUAGAUUUGCUGGUGAUAGAAUCUGAAUUUAAGAGAAGACAGCAGCAUUAAUUCCAAAGGAGAAUUUUUAUAUUUGGAGAUGGAGAUAUAUGAGGUUAUUUCAGUAUAAUAACCCUGUCAUCAAAAUAUUUCUUUGUUCAUUUGCGUGCCACAUCAAACAGCAACAUUUCUCAAAGUGUGUCAGCUGGGGGAAGAAGGUGUUCAAACCUAUUUUUCUUAAGUAAAUUUAGUGAUGUCAUCAAUAGUCUGUAGUUUGUUGAUGGUUUGAGCUCUCUUAAGAAUUUUAUUUUAUUUUAAAGGAACAUAUACUUUGAAUAACAAUUCUCUGGGCAUGUUUAACUAACCUAGGUGAGAAAACCAUGGUGCUGUUUAAUUGUAAAUAGAUUGAUAUAUAAGAUUGGACCAAUACUUGAUGUGUAUAAUUUUAGUAUGUAGAAUUUUUGUGCUUUUUAAAAAAAAAAAAAAGUUCAAUUUUUCUCUUUGUCUUUGUCUUUAUUCUGGGUUCUUAACUGUUGUUACUCUCUAUAUAAUGGUAAUCUGCCUC